CGAGCGGAGGCGGCAAAGCGGCAGCAGAGAGAGCGGUCCCUCCCCCUGCCCACCGCCGGCUGGCCCGGAGCCCAGCGCAGCGCGUCCUUCGGAUCGGCUCUGAGGCCCGGUGACAUUCUCCGGCCUUCGCUUUCUCUGCUGUCACGGGAGGGAACGGCCGUCAUGCAACUAUGAAGCGAGUACGCACAGAACAGAUUCAAACUGCUGUGGCUCACUACCUCAGAAGAAGACAAUUCGUGGACUCGGAUGGAGCCAUGAAGCAGGGACCGAAAUUUUCUCAGACUGCUGAAGAAAUGGCAACGAACUUGACAGUUCAGGCAGAGUCUGGGUCUCCCAAUGUGGUUUCUGCAGCUCCCUGUCAAGCUGAUCCUAAUCAAUAUGAAAUACAGUUCGGGAGGUUUAAAAUCUUCCUUUUUGAUGUAGAAUCAAAGUACAGCCGAGAAGUGAAACAACUGCUUUACCCCUUAUUUGUCUACCUCCAUCUUGACAUGGUACAUAGCAGUUUGAAGAGUGCAGCAGAUAGCUUCUACAGUCGCUUCCAUGGAAUGUUUCUGCAAAACGCAGAUCAAAAGGACAUCAUGGAACAGCUAAGGAGUACUCUGAAUAGCCAGGAUAUUUAUUCAAACUCCAAGCUGCGUACUCUAAUUGAAAACAAGUAUGUUGUUAGCCUUACUGAAGAAAGUUACAACUAUCUUCUCCGCUACCUCCAGAGUGACAACAAUAGUACAUUGUGCAAGAUUCUAGCCUCACGUAUUCACUUGGAUGUGCGGUGUUCUCAGCAGACUGGCUAUCAGCUAUACAGUGUUGGAGCCCUUUCUCGAAGUGAGGGGUUGGGCUUGGAGCCUUCAGAGAUACCCUCUGCCAUGUUACAGAAUGAAGCAGCAUUGGAGCUGUUGCAAGACAGUAUAAAACGAGUAAAGGAUGGGCCACCCUCUCUCACGACAAUAUGUUUCUAUGCUUUCUACAACACAGACCAAUUGCUGAAUACUGCAGAAAUUUCACCCGACAAUAAACUGCUUAGUGCUGGAUUUGACAACUCUUGCAUUAAACUUUGGAGCUUGCGAUCGAAGAAACUUAAGUUUGGGCCACAGCAGGUGGAUGUUUCUCGAAUCAACCUUGCAUGUGAUAUCUUUGAUAAUGAGGUGGUAGAUGAUGUGGGCAGUGAAAUGAAGAUCCUAAGAGCACACUGUGGUCCUGUGUACAGUACCAAGUUUCUCUCAGAUAAUUCAGGACUUCUCUCUUGUUCAGAAGACACAACAGUCCGAUACUGGGAUUUGUGCAGUUUUAAAAACACUGGUUUGUAUCAAGGGCAUGCUUAUCCAGUCUGGGACAUUGACGUUAGUCCUCUUAGCCUUUACUUUGUGAGUGGAUCGCAUGAUCGGACUGCAAGACUUUGGGCACUUGAUAGGACGUACCCACUACGUAUUUAUGCAGGUCACUUAGCAGAUGUAGACUGUGUAAAGUUUCAUCCAAACUCUAAUUAUGUGGCAACUGGUUCAAUAGAUAAAACUGUGCGGCUGUGGAGUACUCAGCAAGGGAACACAGUCCGCCUCUUCACAGGACAUCGUGGCCCUGUGUUGGCAUUGGCCUUUUCUCCCAAUGGGAAAUACUUAGCUUCAGCAGGUGAAGAUCAGCGACUGAAGCUAUGGGACCUCGCAUCAGGUACUUUAUUCAAAGAGCUGAGAGGGCAUUCUGACAACAUAACUAGCCUUGCAUUUAGUUCAGAUAGCAGUCUGAUCGUUUCUGCAUCAGUUGACAAUUCUGUCCGUGUCUGGGAUAUUCGUAAUACAUACUCUACUUCAUCGGUGGAUGGUUCUUCCAAUGAGCUAGUGGGUGUAUAUACAGGACAGACCAGUAAUCUUUUGAGUGUUCAAUUCAUGUCCUGCAAUUUGGUCUUGGUUACUGGAGUUGCACAAGAGAAAAAAGAAUCGUAAGCAGAAGAGAACCGUUCUUGUGUUUAGAAAGUACUAGAAAAUUUGGUCACGUGGACCAUAUGUAUUAUUAUUUUCUAGCAUGCUUUGCUCAAAUAUGUGUAUUCUAUUGGCUUGCAUUGAUUACAUCUUGUUGCAGCCAAAAUACCAGCUGUUGCACAAUUGUCCCAGUAUUUAGAAAGGAAAAAAAGAAAGUGGGUCAAAUCUUGGUGGUUCUCCUCUUACCUACCUAAGAUGCCCUGACAUGUUUAUACAGGUGCCCUGAAAUUUCUGGAUCACUCCAUUUAUAGCCCUGUUCAGGUCCACUAGGCACAGAAGUCAUGGUCGAUACAAGGCUAGGUUAAGAUGCGGGUUUGGUAAUACCGUAUUGCCAUUCAAGAUGUAAAUUUGACAGUUUUCUAUGUUGGCUGCUGUAGGUUCAGCUGAAGAAUGGAUUAUACCAUUUGAAUACAAUCAUCCAAAAGGUGACUAGUAAGUUCUUCUGUAAUUUAUUUAGUCUGAUUUUUGUAGUCUGACCAGACUAAAUCCCAAUUGAGUUGUUUUGUGACACUAGCCCAGAUGUUUAACCAUGAAAUUUCUGGCUGAUACACUUGUAGGGCAGGGGUUGAUUGUGAAUAAUCCACAAAAAUUGUAAUCUGUGAAAGUUUUUGUAAUUGAAAUUAAGGUUGUUUGAGAAUGAUAAAGUACUUUGAUAUAAAGCCAUGGGCCUUUUUAAAGAUUAAAUGAACCUUCCCAUCUCCAGAAAAACAUUAAUAUGCAUUAAUGUCAAACUGAAAAUUAAAGAGUUUUGCA
Molecule: messenger RNA, 2723 nt
Organism: Mobula hypostoma (lesser devil ray)
Lineage: Eukaryota; Metazoa; Chordata; Chondrichthyes; Myliobatiformes; Myliobatidae
Gene: taf5l
Product: TAF5-like RNA polymerase II, p300/CBP-associated factor (PCAF)-associated factor
Exons: 5
Coding region: 171-1934 (587 amino acids)
Biological process (GO): regulation of DNA-templated transcription
Cellular component (GO): histone acetyltransferase complex; nuclear protein-containing complex
Molecular function (GO): transcription coactivator activity; protein binding
Source: RefSeq, a predicted model, not a curated record